AUGGCUAAUCCUAAUUUCAGACAGGACGGUGACAAGAAUGUCCUGAACACUGUAGUGUUGUGGUGUUGUUGUGGGUUCUUUUUCAUAAUUUGUGGCUACGGCUUGUACCGGCAGCAUACGCUGGAGCAGCGAGUGCUAGUGUUGGAGCAGCACUUCCAGGAACUGCGGAGAGCUGCGCAAGUGCAGGAGCCGUCGCUGGCCGCAGGACCAGAGCUCUCCAGGAAGGAGCGAGAUGUAGGAGACUGCAUCUGUCCCGCAGAACAUUGCCUCUCUCAGCCCGCGGCUCCAGUAUCCUCGGAGGAGUACUUGGAGGGAAGUUCCACUUCCACUCCAUAA
Spodoptera littoralis (African cotton leafworm) is the source of this 336-nucleotide messenger RNA. The record is from the annotation of a GenBank genome assembly. NCBI's taxonomy places the organism in Eukaryota, Metazoa, Arthropoda, Insecta, Lepidoptera, Noctuidae.